AUGCCUCAUUUGUUACUGUAUGGACCACCGGGCAUCGGCAAGACAUCGACGAUUCUUGCGGUAGCUAGAAAGCUUUUCGGGACGCAGAUGCACAAUAUGGUUUUGGAGCUCAACGCUUCAGAUGAACGUGGAAUUGAUGUGUUGAGGCAGCAGAUGCAGGACGUGUUUGAACAUUUACCUAUUCAAAAGAAAGGGGAUUCGAGAUUGUAUGUAUAUAUAUCGCAUGUGUUUGUUAUCCAGGUUGGAGAUUGUGUGUUAAUGCGGCCAUCUGAUUCUGAUAAGCCUCCAUACGUUGCUCGAGUUGAAAAGCUUAAAGCGGAUCAUAGAAACAGUGAUGAUCAAAAUGUUGAAGGAUUGAAAAUUGCAACAGGACAUGUGGCAGCAAAUACUAUAAGACUGUUAAUUUCUGGGUGCCAAGCUGGCGGGUUAAUUGGGGUAUCUGGUCAAAACAUUGGUCAACUAAGAAACUCCUCUGGUGCAACUUAA
Messenger RNA from Lactuca sativa (garden lettuce), 486 nucleotides. The record is from RefSeq and is a predicted model, not a curated record. NCBI's taxonomy places the organism in Eukaryota, Viridiplantae, Streptophyta, Magnoliopsida, Asterales, Asteraceae.